This is a messenger RNA of Paramuricea clavata, 10445 nucleotides long. The record is from the annotation of a GenBank genome assembly. NCBI's taxonomy places the organism in Eukaryota, Metazoa, Cnidaria, Anthozoa, Malacalcyonacea, Plexauridae.
CCAAUCUAAAGGCGAUGCCUGCGGAGGAUGUUCUUCCAUUAUAUCGCCAUAAGAUGAAGUAUUUCCCAUUCGGUGUUAUGGAGUGAAAAGUGACAAUUACAGAAAGGUUUGUUUUUGGAGAAUUUUGUGACGGAUGAAUGAAAUUAUUUGAAAGAAAAUCAACAAGCAUUUCAAAGUUUAUCCAUCAUGUACAACAGAGGUAUGUAAGCACACUGAAUACCGUUAUAACCCUUUCAAUAGUAAAUUACGACACAUACUUUUUCUUCUUGGGAGCCUCGAUCUGGCCUCUGAGAGCGAAGCUCCCAGGCCAAACGACGUUACACGCGUAAAAAUUGUGAAAAUCAACAGUAUUCAACGGCCCACUAUGAACAGUAUUGUCAAGUAACAUGUUGUUACAGACUUACAGCAUUGUUCAACUGGAACAACUUGGAACAACAUGGUUGACAACUUGUUCAUAGUUGGCCGCACAACAUUGUUCACGCCUGUCGAUAUCAACUUGGAACAACCUGUGCGUUUUUAGCCGUGUACAUUUCUCUUUAAAGUUUACACUUGUUCGAGGUCCAGCUAGACUGCAGCUGGUGUUAGACAGAGUAAAAUAUGAAAGUAGGGUGCAUUGCCUCUUAAAGGGUUAAUACCUAUUUGGUGUCUUGAUGUGCAGUAGCGUAGCUAGCACGACGAUUUAGUUCCGCUAUAUGCAAAUAUUUUCGUGUUCAUUGACUGUCUAAAGAAAUGAAUCUUCUUUCUAAAGAAAUGAAUAAUGAUAAUAUUGAAGAUUGAAUUUGCAUAGCGGGACUAAAUUGUUGGCCUGGCUACGCCACUGUUGAUGUGCCCUUGGAAACUGUUUGGUUACCCUGUAUGCCUUUAUAAAAAGCAGACAAAUGUUGCUUAAUUCACAUUAGGCAGAGUACAGUAGGGCACAUUGGGGGUAAUGGGGUGCAAUGGAACCCUUUAAGUGGCAAUGUAUGUGCCCAGAUGCGCCCUACUUUAUUAUUUUACUCUGUCUAACGAGAGACGGGGGGAGAGUGCUGCCACAAAUGUUCCGAACUUUGUUGCAAAGUUUGCAAGUUCAUUGCGAAAUUCAAAAGUUCAUAAUGAGAUUCACAAACCAGUUUGUAAACUACGCAUUUGAUUGGCUUCUUUUACUUCACGGACCAAUCAGGGACUUUGUUUACAAAGUGGCUUGUCAAUUCCAAUAUGAACUUGCGAACUUUGUAACGAAGUUCGGAACAUUUGUGGCGAAAGUUUCGUGAAAUCGACUGUAAUGUGUUUAUUAUAGAAAAGUUGGAUGCAUGGAUUAAGGUGUGAAUGGGUUAAGUUAAACAUGAUUUGAUUUGAUUUUUUUGUAGGUGGUCAAAACCAUGGUAACUAUGGAAACAGGGAUAGAGGAAGACGAGGAAGGGGUAGGGGGAGAGGUGGCAGGGGUGGUCACCCCUCCGGAUUGUCUGGUCCACAGAUUGGGUUGUGGCAUAAGAAUAGAGGGAGGGGUGGCAGGGGUGGUCACCCCCCUGGAUUGACUGGUGCACAGAUUGGAUUGUUUUAUAAGCAAAAAUCACAAGAAACAAAAAUUAGAAAAGAACGUGAGCAGGUAAAUGUCAGAAUUAAGAUUUUAUCAUAAUGUGAACCAGCCAGAUUUGAUAGAUAAAAGCAUCCUAGGCUAAUAUUGUUUUUGUUCUUCUCAGUAGUAUCUACUAAUUGUUGUUUUAGCGUCAAGAGGUGAAAAUGACAGAGUCACAUGAGAAAAAGUUAGUUGACAUGCUGGAAAGCUUGAACAAUGCACCGUCGUCAAUGGAUCAAGCAGGUACAUGCACAUAAUGGCAAUAUUUUUGCUGUUAAUGUAAGUCAUAAGGCAUCACACCGAGAAAAAUUGUGUGUGAUACAGAGUUGCCAAUAAGCCGCACCUGCGGCUAUAAUCCAAGAUUGUGGUUUGAGAAUUUAUCUUCUUUCAGGCGGUUCUGCGACGUCAAACUUGGACAAUCAUCAUGAUGAUUUUCGCUUGCCAAAACCUCUUGUUGGAAAUGAUGAAGGCAUGAAUGAAUGGUUGAAAAAGGACUUGAUUAACAAGGAGAAGUACAACCAAACCUAUAAGCAGAUGUCGGUACGAAGUCGUUUCACAUUUUUUUAACAUUUUGUUUCAUUCCACAUUUCGUACUGUACAAUUUUAGCCUUUUUUUAAUUGUGUAAGUUAUAUGCAUAGCUAGUUUUGUAUAGUUCAAAAGUUAACUGUUAAGUGCUCCUUAGAGGUAGCUUCAGAAGUAAACCUCAACUAAACUAACUUUAUUUUGUACUGGGUAACUCUAAUGAGUUUCCUCUCUAUGCAGAGGUAGGUGGUGGGUUGGUGGAUAUGUAGGUGUGUUGGUGGAUAUGUAGGUGUGUUGGUGGAUAGGUAGGUGUGUUGGUGGAUAGGUAGGUGGGUUGGUGGAUAUGUAGGUGUGUUGGUGGAUAGGUAGGUGUGUUGGUGGAUAGGUAGGUGGGUUGGUGGAUAUGUAGGUGUGUUGGUGGAUAGGUAGGUGGGUUGGUGGAUAGGUAGGUGUGUUGGUGGAUAGGUAGGUGGGUUGGUGGAUAUGUAGGUGUGUUGGUGGAUAGGUAGGUGGGUUGGUGGAUAUGUAGGUGUGUUGGUGGAUAGGUAGGUGGGUGCUUAGGUGGGUGGGUGCUUAUUGAACAUUGGUUAUGGUUUGGUGGAGGGCGACUGUUGACCAAGUGUUGAGACUUAUUACCACCAGUCUAGUUUUUGGGCAUUUCCCACUGUUACUAGCCCAAAACUUUCUGCCAAACAAAAUCUAAAAUCCUUUCUUUGCAACAAAAUUUCACGAUUUCCUGGUCUGGUUUGGGACUUGUGUUUUUUUUUCUUUUAUAGGAAUUCAGAAAGAAGUUGCCCUCGUAUGAAAUGAAAGAUGUAAGUCCUAGCGCUGGGUGCCAGAGUUCGGUGUUUUCUAAAGAAGGACAAUUCAAAGCAUUUGCUCAAUAAAUUGUAGUAUAACAUCAAAGUAAACGACUUACAUCAAGAUUAGAGCUGUGCGGUUAACCGAAAAAUUCGGUUCUUCCGGUACUUUUUUCAGCACCGAAAAACUAUACGCAAAAAACCGGUAGUUUCGGUUUUAAUUUCCCGUUUAACGCCCACCUGAUUGCAGGUUGAAAUGUUUGGAAAAUAACAAGAUUGUGCUCUUUGUGCACAAUAUGCACUGUACUAAGUGCUCAAAUAGUUGAUAUUUUAGUUGUGAUAGUUAUUUUUGUGAACUUGCUUUAAAUUUUUUUAAAAACUAAGAAAUAUUACAUCUUCAUAAAUAAAUUCCAAUUGUUCUUUUAAAAUAUUCAGAGAUUUAUACAAACUUACAAAGGCAUAAAUUCAUCUAUUUAGUAAAAAUGCUUGAAACAUACAUAAAUGAGUUCAUGCAUUUGUACUGUUCUUCUUUUUUGAAAAUAACCGAAACCGAACCGAACCGAGGUUUUUUUGUUCCGAAAAAACCGAAACCGGAACCGAGAUAAAAUUUUUGGAACCGCACAGCUCUAAUCAAGAUAAAUGAAACAAAAAUAUUCUGAAAUAAAAUUAUGAAAAAAGAAAUGUCUUUGUUUGCGCUCAGCAUAAAAAAGAAAUCUCUCAGACACGAAGCGGCGACACGUCGGAAAACGAAUCUACCUGUUCUUUUGCGCAUGCUCGGUGUCGACUUUCGGUGAUAAAAAAGACUCGUACCGACCGAGUUCUUCGGUUUACGCACAGCCCUAUACACUAUUUUCAUAUUUUAUAAUUGACGUAUUUAUUUUAAUAGAAAAUUGUCCAGUUGAUAUCUUCAAACCAAGUUGUUGUCAUCAGUGGUGAAACAGGAUGCGGAAAGACCACUCAGGUAUAAAGGCGCAGCUCACCCUUUUGAAUUACGUCAUUUGGCCUGGGAGCCUCGCUCUCAUGAAUCGUGAGCCAAUCACCUUGCGUAAUUUACUAAUGAGAGCGAGGCUCCUGGACCAAAAAGUAUGUGUGACGUAAUUAUGGAAAGUGUGUAUUGAAAAACCUAACUAGGAAAAUCAAUUAAGCAUAAAGGCCCAGACACACCGGACGCGAUUCGACAACGCGGCGCGAUUUUUCGAUUUUCACUGACCGAUAACUUUGAUCCUUGUUUAAAUUUUCCAAAUAUUUAGAAGCGCUAUAACGUUUUGAGUUAUUUGGUCUACAUAUCUUUCAAAAUUUGCUCUCAUUGGCUGUUUUAUUAACUUUCAAAAACUAAAAAAUCGCGUCGCGUUGUCGAAUCGCGUCUGGUGUGUCUGGACCUUAAUUCAAGAUCAGUGAUCUCAAUGUUUUUAACAUUUUAAAACAUUUCUUUAUUGUUAAGAACAUUGAGUUUACUGAUUUGAAUUAUGCUCAAUUUAUUUUCUUAGUUAGUUUUUCCAAUAGACCUUUCCCCUUAUGAGUGAUCUAGAUAUACCUGGACAACAAUUUCAUCACAGCUUGAAAGAGCAUCACAAAAUUAGUAAUAUUCCGAAGUUUCGUUGCGAAAUGUUGUAAAAUGCGGAUAAUAUAGCCUUGCGAAGUUUUCCGUUUUUCAGUCAUUUUGCAUUACAAUCUAACAUUUUGCAUCAGUUUGAUCAUCUGAUUAUCAAUUUCCCAUUUGUAAUACCAAAUGACUUAAAAACGGCAAACUUCGCAAGGCUAUAUUAUCCGCAUUUUACAACAUGUCGCAACGAAACUUCGGAAUAUUACUAAUUUUGUGAUGCUCUUUCAAGCUGUGAUGAAAUUUUUGUCCAGAUUUGUCUAGAUCAAAAUUUCACUCAAAAGGGGAAAGGUCUAUUAAAAGGGCUGAAGCCAUCAUUCAAAAGGCUGAACUGUGCCUUUGAAGAUAUUGUUUGUUAUGGAAGUCACGACGUUGCAUAAAAUAUACCCAUGAAGACUUUGCGUUGAUAUGAAAAUCCAAAGUGAAGAAGCGGAUGAGGUAGAGUUAAACACUGGUGUUACACUUCCCGAAAGAUUGGGGGGGGGGGUUCAGGGGUUGAUGGUGAUGCUCAACGCUUGUUUUGUUUACAGGUUGCGCAAUUUGUAUUGGACGAUGCUAUCGUGAAAGGCAAAGGAUCUACCUGUAGGGUGGUGUGUACACAACCUCGAAGAAUUAGCGCCAUAUCUGUAAGUGACUUUGGAUAACCUACAUGGCAACCUCGUUCCCAGGCUCUUUCCUCUACGCUUCCAGCUAGGAGCGUAGAGGAAAGAGCCUGGGAACGAGGUUAACCUUUGUGGCUGGGUUUAUAUCGCGGUCACAGAAUAAGAAGGUAUAGCAGAAGUGUAACUCAAGCAAGUAUUUGGCCGCGUUUUUACAAGCAAUUCGUCAUCAAUCACGCCAUCCUGGCUAGUACAACCGGCACUUUGUACCUACCAAAACCUGAUAAAAACUUCCGGUUGUACUAGCCAGGAUGGCGUGAGCGAGUUAAAAUUUUCGUAGACGUAAAACAAUAAAGGAACCGACUCAAGUUACACUUCUGCUGUACAGUCCUAUUCUGUGUCGCGGUACUCACGGCAAUACACCUUUCUGGAAAGUAUUUAGCUUUGGCUGAUAGAGACUCCUUUCCAGGACUGCGAUGCUUUAGAGCCCUUUAUUGUUAGCGAUGACUUGAUUAUAUAAAGGUCUUUUAUAUUAAUAUUUAUCUAGAUUGCAGAGAGAGUGUCUGAAGAACGAGGCGAGACUGUUGGGAAUGGAAGCACAGGAUAUCAGAUACGACUUGAAAGGUAUUUGACAUUUAUGCCUGCUUUUUAUAUUGUAGACUUGCUUCAAGCAACUAUUAAUUUGUUAUAAAACAUUGAGACUGGGUACGCCUCAGUAUCUGGGCUGGGCUUGCAUAUGGAACCCGGCAAACGGGGCUGGCUCGGUUCCCAAGUGAAUCAAAUGUCAGGUGGGACUUCACAUUCGCGAAGCCUCCCGAGUAAUAUGCUAAUUUUUCUGAUUUAUCUUUAGCCAGCUACCACGUGACCAAGGUUCUAUUAUCUUCUGUACAACGGGAGUUGUGUUGCGAUGGUUGAUCAGUGAUCCGUAAGUUGAGUUGUCAAAUCUUGAGGUUACUCUAAGGAGAAAUAUAAAAGGGCAACUUUUGAACAAAAGUUCAUUUUUUCGUUUUAGUGAUCUUACUCGAGCAAGUCAUAUUAUUAUUGAUGAAAUUCAUGAACGAAGUAUUCACUCGGAUUUUCUGCUUAUUGUCGUUCGAGAUAUUUUGCCUAGAAGGUAUAGGGUAGUGUAACUUUUGUUGAAUCAAAUAUGUGAGUGUGAUGGCUGAUCGAAUCCAAAAGGAUACUCUAUCCAGUUCUUGUUAACACGGAUUAUUUUUGUACAGACCAGAUCUGAGAGUUGUUCUCAUGAGUGCGACGUUGAAUGCUGAAUUGUUCUCGCAGUAUUUUAGUAAGUUGAAUUGACUUGAAGUGUGGCGAUUAUGUUACGGAAUCAUCCCUCACAAAAACAUCAAGAGAAAAUUUGCACGUGAUUUCUUUCACUAUCUAGUCAAACUCAUUGAUAAUUCAUGAGUAAAUUAGCCAACCGUAUUGCUUUAUUUUGCUCACAUGAUAAUACUGAAUACCUGAUGAAGUACAUUGAUCCAGUCCUAGGAGUAGAUCAAAAUUAAUUAAGUCCUUGGACUUGAUCAAAAUUAAUGUACUGUACCUCACUUUGAGUAGUGAUUUAUUCGUGUGAGAUGUCAUUUCAAAUCCUCUAAUUUGGACUGGACUAGAUUUCAAGUCCCCAUUCAUCCAGUCCUCGUAGUCGGAUUAUAAAUAUUACGUCAAAGUAAACUGCAUAAGAAGUUUUCCCGACCGGGAUAGGAACUCGAACUUUCGUUAUGAGUCAAUAGGGUUUGCAAGCGGAGACGAGUUUUAUCCUUUGCCCAAAGUAUUUUCGCGACGACUUUUAAACGCUGUCGAUGCUCGCAUACAUUCCACUCGGAUUCAAACUAUUAUUGGAUUAUUUUAGAUAACUGUCCUAUGUUGAAUAUCCCUGGUUUCACCUUUCCAGUUCGACAACAUUUCCUGGAGGAAAUCAUAAAAAUCCUCAGGUAUUGACUGGGACAGAGGGGAACAGUAUAUGUAAACCGCAAUCAUCGUAGACUAUAUUGAAAAAUUUCAACCACUCCGCCCCCCCCCCCCCUUGGCCUGCUGUCCAACAAUCAUAGUUUGAACCAACAUUGUACUAGGGGGACGGGGGGGGUGGGGUUACUAUUUCUAUAGCGAUCAUGGACAUUUGUAUUAAAGGCACAGUUCAGCCUUUUGGCGAUGGUUGUUUUUAAGGCACAUUUUAGCCGUUUUAAUUGAAAAAACUAACUAGGAAAAUCAUAAUUCAAGAUCAGUAAGUUCAAUGUUUUUAACAAUAAAAAUGUUUUAAAAUGUUAAAAACAUUAAGUUUGGUGAUCUUGAAGUAUGCAUAAUUGAUUUUCCGAGUUAGUUUUUUUCAAUUGAAAUGCACCUUAAAUUUAAAACCAUCAUUCAAAAGGCUGAACUGUGCCUUUAACUAAAAAUAAGAUGGAUUUACAAAAUAGUAAGACAAGAUAGUUUGAAAAACGUCUACGAAUGGUAUUUCCAUGAUUGCGGUGUCAUUUGUGCAGGUCCUAACAAAAAAAUCCCUGUUCGUUUAUGACUGCAGUUACAAAUACCAACCGAAGACAAAAACACAUUUCCACCGAGGUCGAGGGAGGAGAAAUGAUGAGAAGCGAAGAAAAGAAGAAAUGUGGAGAGAUUAUUUAAAUCUCGUGCAAUCCAGGUAGAAUUAUUACACGGCUAAAAACGCACAGGUUGUUCCAAGUUGAUAUCGACAGGCGUGAACAAUGUUGUGCGGCCAACUAUGAACAAGUUGUCAACCAUGUUGUUCCAAGUUGUUACAGUUGAACAAUGCUGUAACAACAGGUUGACAAUGCUGUUCAUAGUGGGCCGCACAACCUUGUUCACGCCUGUUCAUAUCAACCUGGAACAAGUUGUUGAUUUUCUCAAUUUUUACGCGUGUAUUGAAGGCCAUGUCAUAAAAACUCUGGGCCGCUGUUGUUCCCAACAGCUAAGACAGUAUAAACUUGGAAAUAUUUCUUCAAUGAGAGUUUUCUUUUCUGGAAACGUUUGGUAACUUUUAAGGCCUUAAAUGACUCACACCAAAAUACUUGACAGAGAAAUGCCGGAAAUGGGCCUUAAACCAGGUUUGAACAACCGUCUCCUGGAUUGGAAAUUCAUGUGUUUCCUACUUAAGGUGGCUCUGCGGAGGAGAGCGGUUAAUCUGUAUUCUAAAAGCUCACUCACAUUCAAAGUGUGGAGGUUCAAUCUGAGCUUCCCUUGAGUGUCAGUGCUGUUUUUGAAUAGCUGGAGGGUUAGUGACGUAGCUUACUAUGCGACUACUCACCUUCCAGCUAUUCAAAAACAGCAUUGACACUCAAGAGAAGCUCAGAUUGAACCUCCACUCAUUGAGUGUUAAUGUGAGUGAGCUUUUAGAAUACAGGUGUAAGUAAUGAUUUGCUUCAUUAGGGAAAAAGACACGUUUACAGUUGAGUGUUUAGAAAGCAUGGAUUUUGACACGAUUGAUUACUGUCUGGUGGAGCGACUGUUGAUGUAUAUUGGCCGUGAUAUGCAGGUGAUUUUAUUUAAGAACCAUCUUCAGAGAUGUGAAAAAAUUGUUUCAUAUUAUUGUGAGAUUGCAGCACCUGUUUAGCCUAAUUUCCUGGUAAGCACCACUUACAUAAGAACCUGUUUAGGCUAACUUGGAAAAUCUAGGCUCUUAUAUGCGGGGUUUUACUGUAUACUUGAUUUAUCUUUAUAUAUUGCAUGCAUUUUGUUUUCUUAAUUAUCUAAUGGUUAAUUAUCUAAUGGUAGGAUAGAUUACUAAAAUAUUAUGGUUGGAAAUUAUUGAAAUUUCAAAAUUGCAAAGAACUUCCGGGCAAUGAUUGUGCAAUCUGCAAAAAGAUAUCGGCCCAGGCCUCCCAAUACGCCUUCAGUCUCCCCCAGAGUCCCCCCCCAAUACAUUCCUAUUCUUACUGUAUCUAUGUUGUGGUUCAGGAUGGGGCUGUUCUGGUGUUUCUACCAGGAUGGAAGGAUAUUUCUACGUUACAUGACAUGCUGAAAAAAAAUCCUUUUUUCUCAUCAGGUAUGUUACCCGCAGUUUUUUGCUUGUUUUUUUGCAACUCUGCUAUAGUUUGACAUAUUUUGCCACAUUGAUAUUUUUCGUUUAUUUAGAGAAAUUUCUCGUGUUGCCUUUACACUCUCUCAUGCCAACCGUAAACCAACGUCAGGUAAAUUAUAAUAUACAUGAAAAAAAAUUACUCGAUUCGAUUCUGAUUAACUAAAAGGAGAGUCCAAUUUUACAGUUCUGUUCAAAACAAAAAUUAUAUCUGUCUAUUUACUUGAUGGAAUUUUAUCCUCCAUAAUUAUGGACAGUCAGAAUGACUGCUCCGGAACGAAUAUUUCUAACAAAUAUUUUUUUAUAAUCUAUUCGGGAGAAUAUAAUUGCAUUUUAUAAUUGCAAAAUGUUGCUGUAUUACCUACAAAAUUGCGAGAAAAUUCCAUAAAAUGUCCGGACUUUAAAAAUAGUCCAAAAGGUCUCGUACACGUUCUAUGAGUGAUUUGCCCCUUGGAUAUUUUUUCUAGAUAUUUGAUAGACCUCCUCGUGGUGUGAGGAAAAUUGUUCUCUCAACCAACUUGGCCGAAACGAGGUAAGACCAGAGGACAGAGACCAGGGGGGGGGAGGUCAGUCCUUGUUAGAAGCUCAGGAGGGUGAGCCCCCCUUGUUAAAAAUUUCAUGCCGGUUUUGGGGGCUGAUCCCCCCAACAUUUUUGCGGAUUGCACAUUCAUAACCUGGAACGUUCUUUGCAACAGUAGUGUUGAAAUGAUGCGGUACUGAUGUUAGUAAUCUUAAAUUUUUUGUCAGAUUGUAAAAACACAUUGAUAUCGAUGGAACUAGAUUGAGUUCCGAAAUACCACCCAUUCGAACCGACUUGACCUCGUAGCUCAGUUGGUAGAGCAUUGGACUGGCAAACCAAAGGUCGUAGGUUCGAUUCCCACCAUGGUCAAGCACACUUUUCAGCGUUUCGUUCGAGGUCGACUUGUGGCAAGUCUAGGUGUGGACAAACUCUGCAGAGACAACACAUAAACAUAUUUGUUCACCUGAGUGUAUGACACCAGAAACAAAAAAAAAAUACUCUCUACUUUUCUAGUAUUACGAUCGAUGAUGUCGUGUUUGUUGUCGACUGCGGGAAGACUAAGGAGAAGGUGGGUGUAUAGAAUUUUAGGGCCUGACCUCAACCACACGGGAAUCGAAUUCCAAAAUAAUGUUGUAUUCUACUUUCUGGGCAUGGUAAGAUAUCUUAAAUGUCUUUUGGUUUUCAAUUUUUGCUAGAACUUUGACGUUGAUAAAGAGCUUGCUACCUUACUGCCAGUCUGGGGCAGCAAGGCUUCGUGUAAACAACGAAAAGGUCGUGCUGGGAGGUACUGUGAACAGUGCUACAUUCAAGGCAUUUGA